Prunus armeniaca (apricot) is the source of this 1167-nucleotide messenger RNA. The record is from the annotation of a GenBank genome assembly. NCBI's taxonomy places the organism in Eukaryota, Viridiplantae, Streptophyta, Magnoliopsida, Rosales, Rosaceae.
AUGGCAUGGAAUCUGCUAUAUGGAGAAUAUCAUGGUGGUGACCAUGUCAGGUUUGUUCAGAAGGUUCUAAUUAGCUUAAAGAAGGUUUAUGAUCCUAUUUGUCUGGUGAUUGAGAAUACAAAGAGUCUGGAAACAAUAGAUUUGCAGGAAGUCAUUGCCAUUCUAAAGAGUCAAGAGCAACGAUUUGAGCUACAUAAUACUGAUACUGUUGAGAAGGCAUUUGCCUCCUUUUCUGUGAAUUCCAAAAGCCAGAACAAGGGAGGCUAUCAAUCUGGUCAAUCUAAGUCUCAGAAGAAUUGGAAUCCGAAAGGCAAACCAUGGGAAUCAAACUCCAAGUCUCAACACACCAAUUUUGCACAGAACUCAACAGUGGGUCAAGAAGGUUCAAAACCACAGUGCAAAGUGUGUUCUAAAUUCCACUUUGGUGAGUGCAGAUACAAGGGAAAGCCUAAGUGUUACAAUUGUGAUAAAUUUGGACAUUUGGCUAAGGAGUGUACUACAAGCAAGAAUGUGCAGAAAGCAAACUGUGCAAACCAAAUGGAAGUGACUGGAAACCUAUUAUAUGCCAACAAUACCAUUCCUGCCACAAAUGUUACUGGAGAAUGGUAUAUAGAUAGUGGGUGUAGCAACCACAUGACUGGAAAUGGGAGUUUGCUGACAGAUAUUAGAACAAAUGUGGUAGGCAAGGUGCAAAUGCCAAAUGGUGAGCUUGUGAAUGUAGCUGGAAUGGGCACAUUGGCAAUUGAUACUACCAAAGGCAGAAAGUAUAUCAAGGAAGUGACGUAUCUUCCCGGGUUGAAAGAAAAUUUACUAAGUGUGGGCCAAAUGGAUGAACACGGUUACUACCUAGCAUUUGGAGGAAAAAUGUGCAGCAUCUUUGAAGGUCCUUCACUAAAGUGUCUUGUAAUCAAAGUAGAGAUGAAAAGGAAUAGGUGUUAUCCCUUGGCACUAUUACCUAAUGAUCAUAUUGCAUUAAAGGCAAGUAUAUCUAAUUCUACUUGGACAUGGCACAAAAGGUUGGGUCAUUUACAUUUAAAAGGACUAAGUCAACUCAAAGAGAAGGAUAUGGUGCAUGGACUGCCAUUCAUGGAAAAGGUUGAUGGAGUUUGUGAUGGAUGUCAGUUUGGAAAGCAGUAUCGAGAAUGGGUAGCAAUCCUCUUGAGCUAG